Metschnikowia bicuspidata var. bicuspidata NRRL YB-4993 is the source of this 1986-nucleotide messenger RNA. RefSeq names its product polyadenylate-binding protein. Lineage: Eukaryota; Fungi; Ascomycota; Pichiomycetes; Serinales; Metschnikowiaceae. Gene Ontology annotation, molecular function: poly(U) RNA binding; mRNA 3'-UTR binding; poly(A) binding. Gene Ontology annotation, cellular component: nucleus; ribonucleoprotein complex; cytosol. Bases 18 to 1868 code for a protein of 616 amino acids. The transcript has a single exon. The record is from RefSeq and is a predicted model, not a curated record.
UUUUUUACCCGCCCAUCAUGUCUGCUGACCAAAUCACCCAGUCUUUGGACAAGUUGAACAUUGACGCUGCUGCCCCAGUCGAGCAGCAGAAUGCCGCCCCUGCUGCCCCACAGGCCACGGAGGAAUCUGCCGAGACCGAGGAUGUUGUUUCCGAGCUGUCGGCGUCUUUGUAUGUUGGAGAAUUGAACCCUUCGGUCAACGAGGCUCUUUUGUUCGAGAUCUUUUCGCCUUUGGGCCCUGUCUCGUCCAUCAGAAUCUGCCGUGAUGCCGUGACCAAGAAGAGCUUGGGCUACGGUUAUGUCAACUUCCUCAAACACGAGGAUGGCGACAAGGCCUUGGAGCAAUUGAACUACUCUUUGGUCGACGGCAGACCAUGCCGUAUCAUGUGGUCGCAACGUGACCCAUCCUUGAGAAGAAACGGCGACGGCAACAUCUUCAUCAAGAACUUGCACCCGGACAUCGACAACAAAGCCUUGCACGACACCUUCUCUGCAUUUGGCCGUAUCUUGUCUUGUAAGGUUGCCACCGACAGCAUGGGCCGCUCCAAGUGCUUUGGUUUCGUGCACUACGAGACCGCCGAGGCUGCUGAGGCUGCCAUUGAGAACGUCAACGGUAUGUCCUUGAACGACCUCGAGGUCUACGUCGGCAAGCACGUGUCCAAGAAGGAGAGAGAGGACAAGAUGGAGGAGUUGAAGGCCAGAUUUACCAACGUUUUCGUCAAGAACUUUGGCUCCGAGUACUCCGAGGAAGACUUGACCAAGUUGUUCGAGCCUUUCGGAAAGAUCACUUCGCUCUACUUCGAGAAGGAUGCUGAGGGCAAGUCUAGAGGUUUCGGUUUCAUCAACUUCGAGGACCACAAGGCCGCUGUCAAGGCUGUUGAGGAGUUGAACGACACCGAGAUCAACGGCCAGAAGAUCUACGUCGGUAGAGCCCAAAAGAAGAGAGAGAGAGUUGAGGAAUUGAAGAAGCAGUACGAGACCACCAGAUUGGAGAAGUUGUCCAAGUACCAGGGUGUCAACUUGUUCGUUAAGAACUUGGAUGACGCCAUCACCUCCGAGCUUUUGGAAGAGGAGUUCAAGCCAUUUGGAACCAUCACCUCUGCUAAGGUUAUGGUUGAUGAGGCUGGCAAGUCUAAGGGCUUUGGUUUCGUUUGCUUCUCCACUCCUGAGGAGGCCACCAAGGCCAUCACCGAAAUGAACCAGCGCAUGGUCAUGAACAAGCCUUUGUACGUUGCUUUGGCCCAACGUAAGGACGUCAGACGUUCUCAAUUGGAGCAACAAAUCCACGCUCGUAACCAGAUGAGAAUGCAAAACGCUGCUGCCUCUGGCAUGCCAGGUCAGUUCAUGCCUCCUAUGUUCUACGGCCAACAACCAGGUUUCUUCCAAGGUAACGGUAGAAACAACGGUCCUUUUCCAGGCCCUAACCCACAAAUGAUGAUGCCAAGAGGUCAGAUGCCUCCACCUCAAGGUCAAUGGCCUAGAGCUGGUCCAAAUGGCCAGCCCGUCCCAGUCUACGGCAUGCCACCAGUCUACGGUGACUUCCCAGGUCCUAACGGUCGCCAACAGAGAGGUUACUUCCCUAACCAGCGCAACCAAAAGGCUCACUCUAAGGACUUGGCUGCUAUCAUUGCUUCUGCCCCAGAGGCCGAGCACAAGAGAAUCUUGGGUGAGGAGUUGUACCCUAAGAUCGUCGCUACUGGAAAGGCUCAAGAGCCCGAGGCUGCUGGUAAGAUUACUGGUAUGAUGUUGGACUUGGACAACCAAGAGAUCUUGGCUUUGUUGGAAAACGAUGACUUGUUCAACAACCACUUUGAGGAUGCCUUGACUGCUUAUGAGGAGUACAAGAAGUCGGAGGAGGCUCAGGCUUAGGUUGAUUGCUUGUAGUAAUAAUGGUAAGUGGUUCUAGUUCUCAAAUCAACUAUUUUAUAGUUUUUUUUUUGGAUGGGUAAUUGGAUUUGUUUUUAUAUACCAAAAGUAAAAAAAAAAA